GAUAAAAGAGGAGGCUUAUUUAACGUUCUUUCUCCACUGAAUCACAAGCCAAUAGAAAUUUGCCCGAGAAAGUUUCGAACUUUGGUUCAAGUUGGCGCCAUUGUUGUCAAGACUGCCCUUGAAGACCCUGGCCGUGUGCGAAGUCUAUUGAAUGACAGAGGCGGAUUUGACAAUGCUACUAAGAGAAAUUUGUUGGAUUUUGCGAAGAUGAUACAUAAAGUUACUGGAAGAGGAGUUAGGGAUUUCAUUGGUUAUGGCUGCUGGUGUGGUUAUGGUGGGAAGGGGCAACCCGUGGAUGAUUUGGACAGGUGUUGCUAUGUCCAUGACAUGUGUUAUAACAAACUCCAGUCCGACGUCUGUCCAUUUAAGAAAGCUGUGUACACUCUGCCAUAUUCCACUGAAAAAAGGAGACCAUUGAAGUGUAAACCGCCUUCCUACUAUUGGUAUUUUAAAUGGUGUCGAUAUUUGUUGUGCAAAUGUGAUGCCGAAGCGGCCAGAUGCUUUGCCAGGAGUCAUUAUGAUCGGAGAUAUAAAAAUUACUCGCAGAAGUACUGCUAGAAAGAACGAGUCGAAUACAUGUACAGUUCAAAGAAGGACACUUCUUUGUUCUGCCGGUGACUCUAUCGCGCCUCUGUUAAAGUUAGUUCUAAUAAAACAUUUACGCCAAGACAAUAUCCUUCUUCAGACAUUGUGUUAGUCUUACAUGAAUUUGCUGAACAUGGAUGGUGUUAAAAAUCUAUAACGUACCAAAUCCUCUUUUCAAAAUGUGGUGGAUAGGGACCGCGCGUAAA
This is a messenger RNA of Stylophora pistillata, 791 nucleotides long. RefSeq names its product phospholipase A2 A2-actitoxin-Cgg2a. Gene Ontology annotation, biological process: arachidonate secretion; lipid catabolic process; phospholipid metabolic process. The record is from RefSeq and is a predicted model, not a curated record. Lineage: Eukaryota; Metazoa; Cnidaria; Anthozoa; Scleractinia; Pocilloporidae. Gene Ontology annotation, molecular function: phospholipid binding; calcium ion binding.